This is a messenger RNA of Amoebophrya sp. A120, 1941 nucleotides long. The record is from the annotation of a GenBank genome assembly. NCBI's taxonomy places the organism in Eukaryota, Dinophyceae, Syndiniales, Amoebophryaceae.
UGGAUUAAGAUCACAGUGACACAUAUUUGUUGCUCGACGUGCUCUUACUUACAUACAACUAUGACCAGAAGUGUACUUGCGUCGCGCCGCCGUGAAGGCACUCCAAUUCGAAAACGCCGACGUAGAGGCGUAAGCACUCGGAUGACCAAAACCAACACUGUGGAAAGUAGUUGAAUCAAGCAGAUAUUCACAUUGAUAAAAGAAAUUAUGAAGCUCUCUUCUGCGUUUUCCGCUGCCACGGGUGAGCACGUGACCAACGCUAGGUGCAGUUCUUCGCAACUUGAGAACGAGGGGGCGUUCAAGCGCUUGAAGAACAUGGCGAGAGGGAGCAGAGAAAUUCCUUCACCUCCUUCGGCGACGGUUUGUCAGGCCGGUGGGCGCAGCGUUAAAAAUAGAAACACGUCAUUUUGGGGCACUCUCACUUCUCCCAGCGGCAGCUCCUCCUCCUGGUCCUCCUUCCCCACGGUUUCUACUUCGCCGAGGAUUUUCCCAGAAAGCGUGGCUGCGGGGCCGGGCGGCAAUCAAAUUCAAACCGAAACUGGACUACACAUACAUUCUACUUCAAAAGAUCGCGAUUUUUUUCCAUUCCUGCCCGACGCGAACGCAAAUAAACGCACUGCGAGGAGCGCUACGUCUUUCUACUUUUACGAUGAAGCGGACGUAGUGGCUCUCAACAGCGACAACGAACCCGUCCUCGUGAACCUUAUGCCAACAUGCAAUUGGGAAGGGUGUGUCUGCGUCACUAUGAUCUUCGCACACGCAAAAAACGUAUCUGUUUUUGCAUUUCUGCGCGUCCAGAUUAGGAUCUAUGUCUGCGAGAAGUUCUUCAGAGAAAAAGCACCAGUCACGCCCAACAAGCACCUUCUCAUGCUGAUGCUGAAUACGAUGCAAUAGAACGCAGCCGUGUUGUUGUUAAAAUUUGAAGCUAUGGAUGCUGCAUGCAAGCACGAUGUUGGCUUCAUAUUUGUUUCGUCCUGAUGUAGACACUCACACUGCCUUUUAUUUUGCGCACCACCAUAGAUUUCCGCCAGGAGCAAAACCGCGAGUACGUGAUCGCGACGGGGGCAAUCACGGGCCUGCUGGCUGGGACGCUCUUAUGGAUUGCAAAAAUGUCUGGGUCUGGGAGAUUCUGACACUUGUCAUGCACGUUUUGCAUGAGCCAUGACCGACGUCUGUGAUGCAUGCCGUAGCAUCACAGAUUUUUCGAGUGGUUCUUGAUGCCUAUUUCGCAUGACAAAUGUCCUAUCCGCGUAGCAAAAAUUACAUUCCCUUUGCCACUCAUGCAAUACAAUUUUUUUUGGAAUCCAAAUGCAGCAUCACAAGUUGCAUUCUUCCAGACCCAGACAUUUUUGAAUUUGAUAGCUGUAUUUCGUCGGCAAAAGUCUGGGGAUUAUCACGGAAGACGGAAUAUCCCACAGAAAAAAGCUGGCAGGUCAUAUUUGUAAAUGCAAAAAUGAAUAGACAGAAAGAUCUGCCAUGCUUGGCCGCAUAGCAUGCUGCUUCAGAUAUGCAAUGCAGAUUUUUUUGUGUAUUUAUUUUUGCAUUACAAAUAUGCCCUGCCAGUUUUUUUCUGUGUGAUACGGAAGCACUAGCCGGCCGCGGCGAAGAAGAGGCACAUCGACGGCGAAAAAGCGAGCGAAAGACGCGGACAGCACGCCUGAAGCAAGUGACCAGGAAGAUAUGGAGGACUGAUAUUAGCCAAGAAGGCUCGAGCCUGCGUAUAAUGAGCUUCUUUUAUUGUUAUUUCGCAAACAAAGGUCCGCUGAGAAUAGAAGCGAAGGGCCACGAGAUCAUAUGGAUGAGCGACUUCCUCUCGGAAAGUAGAGUUAGUACCAAGAAUAGCUUUCAGCAACGAAGAACAGUAAUUGCGGAAAAAGUGCUUGCUUGCAGCUACUCCUCGAGGUUUCCCUGCUUAUUUGAAAAAUUUCAUGAAAAGAAAAC